Messenger RNA from Rhipicephalus sanguineus (brown dog tick), 1020 nucleotides. RefSeq lists its product as uncharacterized. The transcript has 7 exons. The coding region runs from base 1 to 1020 and encodes 339 amino acids. The record is from RefSeq and is a predicted model, not a curated record. NCBI's taxonomy places the organism in Eukaryota, Metazoa, Arthropoda, Arachnida, Ixodida, Ixodidae.
AUGCAACAGGAUGACGACGUUCAACAGGACACCUACGAGGACGAUGAAGAAGAUCUGGGAGGAAGCGGUGGAAGUGGAGGAGGAGGAGGCAGUCGUGGUGGAGGAGGACUUCCCCCGUCACCUCCAAUCCCCGUCGUUAGAAUGGGAAAUAUGACAGGCAUGCCUAUAAUCGAAGUAAUAACGAAUCCCCACCAAUUGAGCACGGCUGUCACUACACAGCUACCAAGUGCGUCUCCGAGUACACCGACUCCGACGCCACCACCGGUCGUCACAAGAAGCAGACGGUCGACGCAGACAACUGUGACUGUUCCUGUUCCUGUCCCUCCCGGGCCAGUUAUAGUGGCCCAGCCCAUGCCUUCCUCUCCGUACAUCUGUACUGUGAGCGAGCCGGUGCGCAGCAAUCUGGGCUACCUGCCAACUGACGGCUUGUGUGACUACCUGUUCUUCGACUCCCUGUACAAGACCUUCAAGAGUAGAUUUAUCCACGGCGUCAAGAUGAUGGAGGCCAGUGCCCAAUAUUUUGUCUCUCAAGCGACCCGUUACAGCAAGACCAAGUUCGGCUUAUCCUUUUCACCUGAGUAUGACCUCUUCACGGACUACAAGGAGCGUGCAUUUUUCAACACUCUCGACGAGGUUUGGAGCCAACGAGUCUCACACUUUGGCUUCCUGGAUCUUUACAGGGAGUUCACGCGGCCCGACACUGUUCUACAAGCCCUCGAAGUGCUAAAGGAGCUGUAUAAACACCUGGAACCGAACUUCUCAGCCAAGAGACCUUCCUACUACGUCGUUGCCAUGGCACCUGACAGUAAAGCUAACGACCAAAUUAUCAAUUUCAUUCAAAAAGUGUUCACUCCAUCGAUGUUCAUCGCCGUUGCGCACAUUUCCUACCCGCUGAGGCUUUUCAGUGACUGCCUCAUCUUUCCAGUGGCCAUGGAGACUCUGCCUGAAUUUGUCCGUGAGAUACACGACUACUACGGACACAGCGUAGUAAGCAUUCGCUCAGACUACGAAAUGUUAUAG